Molecule: messenger RNA, 399 nt
Organism: Corylus avellana
Lineage: Eukaryota; Viridiplantae; Streptophyta; Magnoliopsida; Fagales; Betulaceae
Source: RefSeq, a predicted model, not a curated record
AUGCAGGCAUUGUAUGAAGAAGCGAUCCUAGCUUUUAAUGUCCUGGGGAAGAAAUCUUUCUUCUUAGGGCAGGUUGGAAAUGGAGCGAAGAUGAAACUUGUUGUCAACAUGAUAAUGGGCAGUAUGAUGAAUGCGUUUUCAGAGGGACUUGUACUGGCUGGCAACAGUGGACUUGACCCUCAUACUCUUCUUGAUGUAUUGGAUCUGGGUGCAAUUGCUAAUCCAAUGUUCAAGUUGAAGGGACCCACUAUGAUCCAGAGCAGUUACUCCCCUGCUUUUCCGCUGAAACAUCAGCAGAAGGACAUGAGGUUGGCUCUUGCCCUUGGUGAUGAAAAUGCUGUAUCAAUGCCGGUAGCAGCUGCAGCCAAUGAGGUUAUACUCUUUUUUCAUCUCUUGUAA